AUGGUGUCAUUGAGGCCAAGAAUUCAUUUGACUGCAUCCGUUGCUACUCGUAUGCGGUGUUAUUCCCAUAAUGGAUACAUUUUUUACCUUCUUCCAACUCAAAUCUACAGCUUCAUCUUCUCCGGACCCUGCGCCAGGAUGAUGGUCGAAGUCAUGCAGUCACAGCACUCCAGAGUGCUCAAGAGCAAAGCUGAGUUCCUUAAACCAUUCGGUCUGUCUGCGUACGGCGAGCCCUUGACUCCUCCCUUUCUUUGGGUGAACGCAUCGCCUCGCUCCCUCGCCAGCGGUGCAUCGAUUUCCGAAUGA
Aspergillus chevalieri is the source of this 306-nucleotide messenger RNA. RefSeq lists its product as uncharacterized. The record is from RefSeq and is a predicted model, not a curated record. Bases 1 to 306 code for a protein of 101 amino acids. The transcript has a single exon. NCBI's taxonomy places the organism in Eukaryota, Fungi, Ascomycota, Eurotiomycetes, Eurotiales, Aspergillaceae.